AUGAAUAUUGGAGGAAUUUUUUUCUUACUUCUACUUUGCAUUAUCGCACAAACAUAUACUCAAACGACUGUUAAUUAUUAUGAACAAACGCGACUUACUCAUUUAACAUUAAUUCAAUUUUAUCGUUGGUUUCAAGUUUAUGAACGGCCAUAUACGGUGGAACGUAUUAAUAAUUCACUUGAUAUUUUGGAAGACAAUGUUACAAUUGAAUCAAGCAAUGGGGUUAUGAAUGGGAAAGAUAAUUAUCCAAAUCGUUUACUAACAUACAGAGGAUGGCAUAAUGCUCAUCAUAUAGAAAUUCUAAAAGAUAUUGAAAUAUUACCUAAUUCAAAGAUCAAAUUAGAAGCUGAUGUGUUGUAUCAAAAUAUAUUACCCACAGGAAUUGGAAAUAGUUAUGUCAAUCAUUACAUUAUGACGCUAGAUUUACGUCCGAACGAUCUUCCAUUAUUAUCUUACGUUAAAAUAACUCCAAUCAGAGAAGUUGAACCAAUUAUAUUUAAGAAUGCUUAUCCAACGAAUCGCGUCAAAUCGUUUAUGCAUAAUUGGUUAUACAAUAUUGAACGAGCACGAGAUCCAAAUGAUUUUUUAGAAUUGCUUGCAAAUAAUUUUGAACUACAUCUAACCAGUAAUCAAUCAGUGGUUGAUACAUGGAUUAAAUUUGAAGAAUGGAUACAAAGUAUUCCUGUACGAAUAAAAUUGAGUAGUCAUCAUUACAAGGACUUUACUGUGAAAGAAUAUGAUAAUGGGACACUGUUUAACGUCACAGUAAAAUUUGAUUGGCAAGGAGUAACGACAGAUACUGAACAAACAAUGAUCGCAGAAACUUCUCAUCAAUGGAUACUUGAAAAUAAUUUAGAUGAACGUUUUGCACGAUUGAAAUAUAUGAAAGUUGAAGAAAUUAGACCCUUUCAAUUACUUACCAAUGAUGCAUCAAUUAAUCUAAGACUAUGGAGUAUCAUCUUAUUGAAUUUACUUUUAACUCAAUUUCUGUGA
Molecule: messenger RNA, 993 nt
Organism: Didymodactylos carnosus
Lineage: Eukaryota; Metazoa; Rotifera; Eurotatoria; Philodinida; Philodinidae
Source: the annotation of a GenBank genome assembly